Molecule: messenger RNA, 1576 nt
Organism: Oreochromis aureus
Lineage: Eukaryota; Metazoa; Chordata; Actinopteri; Cichliformes; Cichlidae
Product: beta-1,4 N-acetylgalactosaminyltransferase 2-like
Exons: 12
Coding region: 104-1576 (490 amino acids)
Biological process (GO): UDP-N-acetylglucosamine metabolic process; UDP-N-acetylgalactosamine metabolic process
Cellular component (GO): Golgi membrane
Molecular function (GO): hexosyltransferase activity
Source: RefSeq, a predicted model, not a curated record
CUAACGAUUACAUGCAAGUUGUUCAAGAUUUUCAAGAAAGGCUUUUUCUCACUCGCUCAUCAUUUUUUAGUUAUUGGCGCUCCAUAAACAGCAGGAAGAAGAGAUGUCUAUCUCUACAAACUCAAAGCUUUUUGCGAUUGCUGUUGUCGGUGUGCUAUUCAUCGUGUUUGGAUUCUAUUUUGGGAAUUUGUGUAAUUGGACAAGUGAGCUAGCCAGCAACAAUCUUCCAACAUCAAAACAAAGGCACUCUUCAGGAUCUCUACAUUAUAAGUCAUCUUUGCCCACACAACGUCGCUUACUUGGUCCAUGCACCUGUCCUGAUGGCUCUACAAUUCUCAAAGACCACAUCCCAAAAGACCAAUAUGAGGAAUUAAUGCAGCGACGAGCUAAAGAGUUCCAGCAAUACAAAGUCAGGACUAAUUCAGUACUAUCCAAGCUACUUUUUGCUUUGCCUAACUCUCCUCUGCAGUAUCCUAUCCAGGGUGUUAUAGUACGACCCUUGACUGCCACUGCAAUACCAGGUUUAGGUCUGCAUGCUGAAGAAGGAAACAGCUAUAAGGUUCUCUUAACUGUGUCAAAUGGUGUCCUAACCACAGAAACUUCAACUGCAGAGGCCACUGUUCAAGGUUCUGGAGGGACGAAACUGAUUAUUGAGUCUAACAGCCUGCUGGUCCUCAAUAAUCUGCUGGCCAAAGUGUCCUAUACCAGCACAAUCUACCAUAUAAACACUGGAGACCUUGUCACUUUCCAGUUUGAAAACUAUGAAGCCGCGUUUCCCAUUACCAUCCAGCAGCCUCAUGUACCAGUCCUGUAUGACAUGGGAACAGAUAUCAGCUCUCAAGUCACUAUUGUCACAAAGACCUUCCUGCGCUACAAACAACUGAGGGUGUUAUUGGACAGCAUCCGGAAAUUCUAUAGUAACAUAAAAGUGAUUAUUGCAGAUGACAGCUUAGAACCAGAGAGCGUUACUGGAGAAAACAUCCAGCAUUACAUCAUGCCUCCAGCACAGGGCUGGUUUGCAGGCAGAAAUCUGGCUGUCUCCCAGGUUACCACCAAGUACUUCUUGUGGGUGGAUGACGACUUUUUGUUUUCAGAGAAGACGAAGAUAGAGAAACUUGUGGAGGUGAUGGAGGCAGUCCCUGAACUAGAUGUGGUUGGUGGGUCAGUACAAGGGAACACGUUUCACUUUUCUAUUCUAUAUGAGGAAGGAGAUGAAAACGAAGGUGGCUGCCUAUACAGGAAGUCUGGUGGGAAAUUCCACCCCCUUCCUAGUUACCCACAAUGCCAUUUGGCCAGUGGAGUGGUCAACUUCUUCCUGGCUCGUACAGAUGCCAUGCAGAGGGUGAGAUUUGACCCUAAGCUCCAGCGAGUAGCGCAUUCAGAGUUCUUCAUGGAUGGCCUGGGCUCUUUGAUGGUUGCCUCAUGUGGUGACGUGACAAUUGACCAUCAACCUAAAACAGCCGAAAACCAUAAUCCUACCUACAACAAAUUCAGAAGCCCUGGAAGAAAUGAUGGAGAAUUCAAACUGCAGCUUCAUUUUUUCAAAAACUACCUUAAGUGCAUUAGAUAUGGAUAG